AUGGACUUUGUCGUCUUUUUAAGCCCGAAGAAACAUUUUUUCUUGAGAUUGAACGCCAAACGAGCUAACGUAUUACCUGAUGCUCCAGCCAGGAGACGCUCCGGACAACAAGGAUUGCGCGACAAACCAGCUACCAUAAACCAGGGUCUACGGAUGGCGAGUAAAGGCAACAGGCCAGGCCAAAACCAAAACCUAACGCGCGCCUUGAAGUACCAUCAGAAUACCAUAGAUGUGGUCCACUGGAGCCUGAUGAUCCAGGGUCACAGAGACUCAUUUAACAUAAAGACCACUGAUGGAUUUUUAAUCAUCAAGGCUAGCACAGGAGUAGCAGCAGUCUGGGCCUUCAACUAUUACCUCAAGAAAUACUGUAAGAGCCAAAUUGAAUGGCAGACCCAGAACAUUAAUAUUCCAAGCGUCCUACCAUUCGCAGAUGAAACAGUUAUAGCAAAUGACCGAUUCCGAUACUACCAGAACGCGUGCACCGUAUCUUAUAGCUUUGUCUGGUGGAACAUCAACGAUUGGAAGAAGCACAUAGAAUGGAUGGCUUUGAAUGGAAUCAAUUUGACAUUGGCGCCUGUGGCUCAGGAAGCUAUUUGGGCGCGGAUAUACAGCAAACUUGGCAUUCCAAAAAAAGAAAUAGAGAAACAUUUCACCGGGCCAGCGUUUUUAACUUGGCUGCGAGCUGGCAACAUUCAUGGCUGGGGCGGGCCACUGCCAACCUCGUGGCAUAAGCUACAAUCACAGAUACAACUAAUUGUUAUUGACACCUUCCUGAAUCUUGGCAUUGUGCCUAUAUUACCAGCGUUUAAUGGCCAUGUACCUGUAGCAUUCUCCCGGUUAUAUCCAAACGAAACGUUCUACACUGUGAAGCCAUGGAGUAACUUUGGUUUCGACUACUGCUGCGGUUUAUUUGUUAAUCCGCUUAGUCACAUGUUUACAAAAUUAGGUAUAAUGUUCCUAGAAGAAAUGGGUGGCAUUCCAGGUUGCCACUUAUACACAUCGAAUCCGUUCAAUGAUGUUAUUUUAUCUGACUUCAAUACAGAGUUGGCGGUAAACACAGCUGAAGCAGUUUUCACAACGCUAACAGAAUUCGAUCCUCGAGCCGUUUGGGUUGUGCAAAAUUCUAUGUUUGAUAAUAAGUGGCCAAAUCAAAGAGUUGAGGCAUUUUUAGACGUAGUGCCGAAUGGAAGAAUUCUUAUCCUUGAUCUGCAGUCAGAAAGGUUACCAAAAUAUUACAUUUUGAAUAUGUAUUAUGGUCAGCCGUUCAUCUGGUGCAUGUUGCACAACUUCGGCGGCACACUGGGCAUGUUCGGCAACAUGGUCACUAUAAACAAGGACGUGUACGAAGUGCGGUCGCAGGCUAACAGUACCAUGAUCGGCAUCGGCCUCACUCCCGAAGGAAUCAACCAGAACUAUGUGGUGUAUGACCUGAUGCUGGAGUCUGCCUGGCGCAAGUCUCCCGUCGAGGAUCUCAAUGCGUGGGUCGCUGACUACGCAGAGCGAAGAUAUGGGUGCAAAGCCAAUGAAGCUUGGGAAUUCUUACUUAAAAGUGUAUACAGUUAUGAAGGAUUUGGGAAAAUAGAUGGGUCGUAUAUAACGACUAAAAAGCCGAGUUUUAACUAUAGCCCUUGGGCUUGGUACAAUAGUACUGAUCUGUAUCAAGCAUUGAAUAAUUUACUUUUCGUAAACAACAGCGUAUGUGAUUCUCAAGGAUACCGCUACGAUGUAGUGGAUCUGACGCGACAACUUUUGCAAUAUAAAAUCGAGCAGAUAUUUCUUAAACUGGUGAAUGAUCUGAACACUAGUAAGUUUCAGGGGACUGUAGAAAUGUUUUUGGAUGCAUUUGAUGAUAUGGCGAUGAUCCUAGCUACUGAUAGUAAUUUCUUAGCUACAAAUUGGUUUCAGAAGGCAAGAGAUUUGGGUAACACAACCGAGGAAGCGGAUUUAUUUGAGCAAAAUGCUUGGAAGCAAAUAACAACGUGGGGUCCUAAUGAACAACGUAACGACUACGCAUGUAAGCAAUGGUCAGAAAUGGUGGCGUUCUAUUACAGGCCGGGGUGGGCGAAAUUUUUGUAUGACACAAUCAAAGCUAGAAAUAGAAAUAGAGAAUCAACGAAACAAGCAGCAAAUGUGAAACUAAGACCAGUGUACAACACGAAGAAUGUUCUGCUACGCGGCAAAAGGCAGAAAAGUCCUUAUGGUAUGGCUCAGCGGUUAUACUACAAAUGGAGGUCGAUUCCUGGUCUUCAAGAUCUGCGUGUAUUUACCGCCUUGAAUACAGUUGAACCGAAAACUGCCAAAGGAGGAGAUAAUUAUGAAGCAGAUUACGUAAUGGAUAAUUAA
Molecule: messenger RNA, 2343 nt
Organism: Spodoptera exigua (beet armyworm)
Lineage: Eukaryota; Metazoa; Arthropoda; Insecta; Lepidoptera; Noctuidae
Source: the annotation of a GenBank genome assembly